Rattus rattus (black rat) is the source of this 3247-nucleotide messenger RNA. It is a transcript of the gene Sec14l5, whose product is annotated as SEC14 like lipid binding 5. Gene Ontology annotation, cellular component: cytoplasm. The transcript has 16 exons. The coding region runs from base 243 to 2333 and encodes 696 amino acids. NCBI's taxonomy places the organism in Eukaryota, Metazoa, Chordata, Mammalia, Rodentia, Muridae. The record is from RefSeq and is a predicted model, not a curated record.
ACGUCUGUCACUGCUCUGAUCACUCUUCUGCCUGCCAGGCCACUGCUCAUGUAAGAACGUGUAAGAGGCUGGGGCAAGACUGAAGUUAUUGAGCUCCUGGUUCUGCUCUCCGGACAAGGCGCUUUCUGGGGAUCUGGCGAGCUCAGCUCCCAGGUCAAGCAGGUGCCAGAGCACUGCGCUGUGUCUCCAGCAGUUCUGAGGCUUCUGUGUUCCCUCUGCCCGGGUGGUUUCUGAGUUUGAACAUGGUGCAGAAAUACCAGUCUCCUGUCCGGGUAUACAAGUAUCCAUUUGAGCUGGUCAUGGCGGCCUACGAGAAGCGCUUCCCCACCUGCCCACUUAUCCCAGUCUUUCUGGGUAGUGAAGUCCUGAGCGAGUGUCGAAGCGCAGAUGGAGCGGUGCACACCGUAGAGCGGAGCUGCAGGCUGCGAGUGGAUGCCCCACGGCUGCUGCGGAAGAUCGCUGGUGUGGAGCACGUGGUCUUCAUUCAGAGAAAUGUCCUGAACUGGAGAGAGAGAACGCUGCUUAUAGAUGCUCACAAUGAGACGUUUGCCAGCCGAGUGACGGUGAAGGAGAACUGCCGCUACACGGUCCAUCCCGAGAAUGAAGACUGGACUUGCUUUGAACAGUCCGCCUCUCUGGAUGUCCGCUCUUUCUUUGGCUUUGAGAGCACCUUGGAGAAGAUCGCCAUGAAGCAGUACACUGCCAAUGUCAAGAGGGGGAAGGAGGUGAUUGAACACUAUCUGAGCGAGCUCAUUUCCCAGGGGGCAUCCCACAUUCCCCGUUGGACACCAGACCCAGUCCGGGAGGCGGAUGUCCGUAGCCAGCUUGUGCGCCCGUGCCCUAGUUCCCAGGAGACGGAUGGCCCCAGUGAUGCCCCAGCCCCUGCUUCUGAGAUGGCUACGGCUGAUGGGGACAAGCUGGAUGCAGACUACAUUGAGAGGUGCCUGGGCCAUCUCAGUCCCAUGCAGGAGAGUUGCCUGGUCCAGCUUCGGCGCUGGUUACAGGAGACCCACAAAGGCAAGAUCCCCAAAGAUGAGCACAUCCUGCGUUUCCUGAGGGCUCGAGACUUCCAUCUGGACAAGGCCCGGGAUAUGUUGUGCCAGUCCUUAAGCUGGCGGAAGCAGCACCAGGUGGAUCUCCUUCUGCAGACCUGGCGGCCCCCCGCCCCGCUGCAGGAGUUCUAUGCUGGAGGUUGGCACUACCAGGAUAUAGAUGGCUGCCCCCUCUACAUCCUGCGCCUGGGACAGAUGGACACCAAAGGCCUGAUGAAGGCAGUGGGAGAGGAAGCUUUGCUGCAGCAUGUUCUUUCUGUCAACGAGGAAGGACAGAAGAGAUGCGAAGGAAACACGAGACAAUUUGGCCGUCCCAUCAGCUCCUGGACCUGCUUGCUGGACCUAGAGGGCCUCAACAUGAGGCAUUUAUGGCGACCUGGGGUGAAAGCCCUGCUGAGGAUGAUCGAGGUGGUGGAGGACAAUUACCCCGAGACUCUGGGCAGGUUGCUCAUCGUGCGUGCGCCUCGUGUCUUCCCGGUGCUGUGGACGCUGGUCAGCCCCUUCAUCAACGAGAACACCAGGCGGAAGUUCCUCAUCUACAGUGGCAGCAAUUAUCAGGGCCCUGGCGGCCUAGUGGACUAUCUGGACAAGGACGUGAUCCCCGACUUCCUGGGAGGAGAGAGCGUGUGUAACGUUCCAGAAGGAGGGAUGGUCCCCAAGUCCCUCUAUCUGACAGAGGAGGAGCAGGAGCAGGCUGAUCAGCUACGGCAGUGGAGUGAGACCUACCAUUCAGCCAGCGUGCUUCGUGGAAGCCCCCAUGAGGUUGCCAUGGAGAUACCAGAAGGGGAGUCAGUCAUCACCUGGGACUUUGAUAUCCUCAGAGGGGAUGUGGUGUUCAGUCUGUAUCAUGCAAAACAGGCACCCAAGCUCAGUCCCCAGGAGCCUGGGGUUAGAGCCAGUGGACAGCUGAUCGACAAGAGCUGGAUCCUGGGGGUGGAUUAUAGCCGAGUAGAGGCACCCCUCAUCUGCCGGGAAGGGCAGAGCAUUCAGGGUUCCCAUGUUACUCAGUGGCCUGGCGUCUACCUGCUCCAGUGGCAGAUUCACAGUCCCCCCGAGAGUGUGGCCUGCAGUCUCCCGGGUGUGGAUGACGUCCUGACAGCUCUGCACAGCCCUGGCCCCAAGUGCAAGCUGCUGUACUACUGUGAAGUGCUGGCAUCCGAAGACUUCAGGGGCUCCAUGUCCAGCCUGGAAUCCUGUGCCAGCCGCUUCUCUCAGCUCAGCGCCACCACCACCUCCUCCUCCUCUGGCCAGUCCCACAGUGGCUCGAUGGUGUCCAGAUAGCUGGCUGGGGACCUGCUGGCAGUCUGGGAGCUUCUGGCAUCAGGCAGUGUUGGCAACGAAGCCCAUCUAGACACGCGGGACCCUGUUGGAUGCAGAUGGUGCGGUGCCACACCUGGGGUGUGGUGACUCCACGGCAGGGACCCAGCUCGCUACCCGUGUGCAGGGGGAGCUUCGCUUCAUGGCCUUUGAUGGGACAAAGGCAGACAGACCUUUUACUUCUGACUUUCUUUUAAAAGCCGAGACCUCCUGGAUGCUCUACCUCCUGUCCCCUGGAGUUUAGGAUGGGACCAGGGCUGGGGUUCCUCUCACCACGUGCUGUGGCUUCCUCCUCAGGGAGGCCUAUUCUACCACAGGAUCAUCACUGUUUGGUGCCAGGAAAGUGCACAAGGGAAUGUCUCUUCCCAAAGUCCCAGGCCAUUCAGAAGCUCUCCUCAGCCUGCCUGGGUCCAUUCUGAACCAAUCACAGUUGCAGGGAGAGUGAAAGAGCACGUGACUGCCGGCAGGGUCAUGUGUUUAAUCUGGACCAAUCACUGUGAUUUGGGUGCAGUGUAGUGAUUGGCCAGCUUGGAUUAUGGGGCAUUUCUGGGGCCAAUCACGUGGUCUGGAAAGGGCAAAGUAGGCAGAAGGACUACUGGGGGAUGGGUGACUGGGUAGAUGGUCACCUUAGAAUUUUUUAUUUAGCUGUUUGUGACUGAGCACUGUCCAAGGAGCUAUGAUGGAGAGUUAGGACUCUGCUAUGGACUGUAGUUCCGUUUUCUGCUUUGUGGAGCACUUAACCUUGACCACCCCUGACUUGAGGAACAUCGAGAAGCCCAGGGCUUCUGCCUAGUUCCAGGCAGUGAUGGGCUGAUGGGGGUGACUCCAGACAUUCUUGUCUCCCUCCAGAGAGGUCUCUUGCUGAGCCACUGCUCCCU